This is a messenger RNA of Notolabrus celidotus (New Zealand spotty), 2422 nucleotides long. RefSeq names its product prostacyclin synthase-like. NCBI's taxonomy places the organism in Eukaryota, Metazoa, Chordata, Actinopteri, Labriformes, Labridae. The transcript has 10 exons. Bases 819 to 2261 code for a protein of 480 amino acids. Gene Ontology annotation, biological process: prostaglandin biosynthetic process. The record is from RefSeq and is a predicted model, not a curated record. Gene Ontology annotation, molecular function: prostaglandin-I synthase activity; iron ion binding; oxidoreductase activity, acting on paired donors, with incorporation or reduction of molecular oxygen.
CUCCCUAACCUCUCCUCCAAUAUCAACGUGCAGAGACGCAUUAGCUCAAAGUCAAAAAGGAAGUAGUCGUGUGUGUGCAAGCGCGCGGGAUGACUCAGAUUUAAUGAUGACAUUAUAUUGCGGGAUUCGUGGUCGUUCUCAUGUAGCACUGUAUUUCCCUUACAAUAAAGCAAUGGCCUAAUCUUACCACCUUUUAGGCAUUUCCAGACAGGAACAUUUCUAAAGAAUCUUGAACAGGUUUAACCAUAAUAUAAAAAAAGCAGGAAAUGAACAGACGUAUAGGCUCUGUGGUGAAUUGAAUAACAUUUGCAUACGAGCUAUAAUUUCUCAAAUGAUCUCAAAUUGAACAAAAAUAGCGUUAACUCCGGGUACAGCGGGGUUAGUGUUACAUUUGAAAUCAAGCCUGGACUUUUUUUUUUAAGUCAAACAAAUACAGGCGGACAAACUCUGUAUUUAUUGCCUCCUAAAACAGUAACCAUGAUUUUAGAUUAAAACAUAUGGUGUGUUUUGUAGUGUCGUCACCGCCGACGUGUUUUUGUGUCGCAGAAAUCCCCGGGAAUAAAAGCAAGUAGAUGAGCAGCCCGAAAGAGAAAUAAAUACAAGGACUCGUUUCCUCAUUUUCAUCAGUCACUCGGUUGCAGGUUGACACAUGACGUCAGUGCAUAUAAGCAAUACUUGAUGGAAGAUUUAUCAAUGAGCUCUGAGCAUGUUGUGACUACAGAGCUGUGACGUUUGUGGGUGGGGAGCAUUUUGAUAAAAGGGCACGUGUGGGUUGAAGGGACUCCAGUAACUGCAGCGCAUAGAAGUAAACUUACGAGAUGAUCUGGACCAUUUUUCUGCUUUUCCAAGCUGUGCUGCUGUAUUUUAUUCUCACACACAGAAAAAGAUCCAAGAGCGAGCCACCUCUAGACAAAGGAGUGAUCCCAUGGUUAGGCCAUGCACUUGAAUUUGGAAAGGAUGCUGCCAAGUUCUUGAACCGAAUGAAGCUGAAACAUGGGGACAUUUUCACAGUACGUGCUGCUGGACGCUAUGUGACGGUGCUGCUGGAUCCUCACUCAUACGACACAGUCAUCAACGACUCAGUCUCUCUGGACUUUAGCCGCUAUGCUCAGGUGCUCAUGGAGAGAAUCUUCAACCUGCGGCUCCCGCACCACCAGCCAUCAAAAGAAAAAGCAAUGAUGAAAAAGCACUUCCUGGGAAUGAAUUUGCCCGCCCUAAACAGCACCUUAAGCAGCCACCUGCAGGUCCUGCUGAAAACCGAGAUUCCUCAGAACCAGAAAGACUGGAAAGAGGAGGGACUGUUCGACUUCUCUUACAGCUUACUAUUCAGGGCGGGGUACCUGACCUUGUUUGGAGGAGAGCAGAACAACAACAACACAGAUCCCUCACACGUCUACGAAGAGUAUAAGAAGUUUGAUGGUCUAUUAACCAAGAUGGCGAGAGGCACACUGAACCCAGAGGAGAAGAGGACAGCCCAGAGUGUUCGGCACAAACUGUGGGAGCUUUUGGCUCCAGCAGGUCUGACUGAGGACUCGGGGUCGAGCCCCUGGCUUCAGUCUUAUCGGCAACUCCUGCAGGAGGAGGGUGCUGACGAGGAGACGCAGAGGAGGGCUGUACUGAUGCAACUCUGGGCCACACAGGGUAAUGUUGGUCCUGCUGCAUUUUGGCUCUUGGGCUACUUGUUGACAAACCCUGAAGCUCUGACAGCGGUGAAGACGGAGAUGGACACCUUGAAGACAUCUGUGCAGAAUGCACCUGUGGACACUGCUGUGUUUGACAGUGCCUUGGAAGAGACACUCAGACUCACUGCUGCCCCCUUCAUCACCAGGGAAGUAGUGCAGGAGAAGACUCUUCGUAUGGCUGAUGGCCAGGAGUAUCUGCUGAGGAAAGGAGACAGGGUGUGUUUGUUUCCUUUCAGCAGCCCUCAAAUGGACUCUGAGAUCCACCAUGAACCGCAGAAAUUCAAAUACGAUCGCUUCCUGAAUGUCGAUGGAUCAGCAAAGAGAGAUUUUUAUAAAGCAGGGAGGAGGCUGAAAUAUUACACCAUGCCGUGGGGCGCGGGAGCCAAUGGCUGUGUGGGAAAGCACUUUGCCAUCAAUACCAUCAGACAGUUUGUUUAUAUGGUGCUGUCCAACUAUGAUUUGGAGCUGUGUGACCCACAUGCUGGUAUGCCGGAGGUAAACGCCAGUCGGUAUGGAUUUGGGAUGCUACAACCAGAGCGGGACCUGCUUGUCAGAUAUAAACCCAGACAUGCACAAUAGGACUCCAAAAGAUAUGCAGAACAAGCAUUUUAUGUACAUUUCAACAAGCAUAUUGUUUAUAAUGUAAAUAUGUCCUUUGUACUUUUGUAUUCUAUAUUCUAUUUUUUUUUUACAGUAUGUAAUUAUGAUGUUAUUUAUCAAUAAAUGUAACUUAUACCCUG